CGCGUUCCGGCGUCCGUGCUUCCUGGAUCCCAGUGCCACGUAAGAACACCGGCGGCGGACAGAGCUCGGCCGUGCUACUGGGGAAGAGUCGCGUCUUCGCCACAAACGAGGAAGAACCGGGGGAGAAAUGGGGGGAUCGCAGAGUGUCGAGAUUCCCGGAGGAGGGUCGGAGGGUUACCACGUCCUCAGAGUACAAGAGAAUUCCCCAGGUCACCGUGCAGGAUUGGAGCCAUUCUUUGACUUCAUUGUUUCUAUAAAUAACAAUAGAUUGAACAAAGAUAAUGACACUCUGAAGGACCUUCUGAAGGUGAAUGUGGAAAAGCCUGUGAAGAUGCUGGUGUACAGCAGCAAAACACUGGAGCUGAGGGAGACCGCUGUCACACCCAGCAACAUGUGGGGCGGCCAGGGGCUGCUGGGGGUCAGCAUCCGCUUCUGCAGUUUCGAGGGAGCCAAUGAGAACGUGUGGCAUGUGCUGGAAGUGGAGGCCAAUUCGCCGGCCGCCCUGGCUGGACUGCGGCCGCACACGGACUACAUAAUUGGAGCAGACACGGUCAUGAACGAGUCGGAGGACCUUUUCUCGCUAAUCGAAACGCACGAAGGAAAAGGUCUGAAGCUGUACGUGUACAACACGGACACGGAUAACUGCCGAGAGGUGGUCAUCACGCCCAACAGCGCGUGGGGCGGAGAGGGCAGUCUGGGCUGCGGCAUCGGCUACGGAUAUCUCCACCGGAUACCGACCCGGCCGUUUGAAGAGGGCAAGAAGAUCAGUUUUCCUGAGCAGAUUCCCGGCCAGCCGGUCAGCCCAGUGAAGGACGGCUUCACUGAGGUGCAGCUCUCCGCUGUCAGCCCACCUGCGGCUGUCCCGCCAGCUGCCUCGGGGCUUGAAGAGGGGCUGUCUGGCCUGUCAAUCAGCUCAGCCACGCCCACAAUACCCAGCGUUCUACACACAGGUGUCCCAACUGUGCCUCUCUUGCCCACGCAAGUCAGCCCUUCGAUGGCGGGCAUCUCGCCCCUCAGCCCAGCCAGCACAUUACAGGGCUUGAUGACCCUUCCAGGCGGCCUCCCCCCGCUUCCCACCCUACCCAACGUGAACCUGACGCUACCGGACCCGACUGCCGCUUCGUUACCAGGGAUCGGGUCGCUGCCCCCAUCCACAGCAGGCCUGCCUCCCCUCACCUCCCUGCCGCCCCUGAGCCUGUCGGGCUUGGGCCCGCUUCCCAUGCCCACCAUGCUGCCCCCCCAGCUGGCCACGCGGCUGCCCCUAGUCUCGGACCUGUCGCUCCCGCCGCCCGCUGUUCCGGGUCUGGCUGAUCCGGCAGCUGCUCUGAUUCUGGACGCCGUCGCCACCGCAGUCUCUCCUCGCCCCCCCAGUGACGGGGGCGCACCCCCAGAGUCCGGCACUAUGGAGACGCAAGUGACAAAGGCUGAGGCAUCCUCCGCCUCCUCGUAACAGCAACCCCCUCCCCCCCCCCGACCAGCUCUAUUUAGAGUAUUUAUUCAGUCGCAGGAGAGAUUGCACGUCCCUACAGAGAAACCCGCCGUACUGCAUAAGGCACAUCCUAACAGUGAAAGCAGGGCUCCGCAUGUCGGCAGGAACAGCGAAGGGAGUGAAGUGAAGGUCACAUUCACCGCUCAUAUUCUCUACUUUACAUAGUCUCUGUCUGCAGGCCCUGUGAUUCAUCCCAAUAUAAUCAUUCACUGAUCAGCGCGCUAGUUUGUUUUGGGGAAACCAUAGGUUUUGGUCCACUUCUUGAUAUUUUUCCCUCUUUUUUUUUUUUUUUCUUUUUUUCCUUUUUCCAUUACCACCACAUAAAUGUUUCUUUUGGUUCUGUGUAUCCCAUCUCGUAUAGCAGCGAUAGACAGUCCAGCUCUACCGCUCCUUUCCGGUAAAAUCCAGAGCAUUGUGUGGUGCCCUUUGUGUGCUGUUUGAGGAGUAUUUCGUUGCAGGGUACUUAACGCCCUACGCUACAGGGGGAAGUUAUUGGGAAUUAAAUGGGUGCUGUUUGGCUGGAGACCCAAGGAGGGCGCUGUUGGCCACAUUCAGAAAAAUAACCAUGUCAUCAUACACAAGCAAUAAACUCAAGGAAUUUUACACUA
Paramormyrops kingsleyae is the source of this 2097-nucleotide messenger RNA. Its product is annotated as Golgi reassembly-stacking protein 2-like. Gene Ontology annotation, molecular function: protein binding. Gene Ontology annotation, cellular component: Golgi apparatus. Lineage: Eukaryota; Metazoa; Chordata; Actinopteri; Osteoglossiformes; Mormyridae. The record is from RefSeq and is a predicted model, not a curated record. Gene Ontology annotation, biological process: Golgi organization.